This is a messenger RNA of Trypanosoma conorhini, 2028 nucleotides long. RefSeq names its product putative signal recognition particle protein. The transcript has a single exon. The coding region runs from base 1 to 2028 and encodes 675 amino acids. NCBI's taxonomy places the organism in Eukaryota, Euglenozoa, Kinetoplastea, Trypanosomatida, Trypanosomatidae. The record is from RefSeq and is a predicted model, not a curated record. Gene Ontology annotation, molecular function: ribosome binding; protein binding; 7S RNA binding. Gene Ontology annotation, biological process: SRP-dependent cotranslational protein targeting to membrane. Gene Ontology annotation, cellular component: signal recognition particle, endoplasmic reticulum targeting.
AUGACGGACGUGGCCAGGUGGGAGAAGCAGCUGGAGCGCGCUUUGGCGGACGGCAGUGACUCAGCGAAGAUUCUCGCGGCGAUUGAAAAGAUUCUUUCCGCGAACCCCAAACACGUCUAUGCCCUCCGCUGCAAAGUUGUCUGCCUCCUGCAUCAAGACAGGCACGCCGCCGCGCUGGCGGUGCUUGAGCAGAUUGCCGCCGUGGACCCCGCAUUGCCGCGGGCCUCGCAGGACUACGCCUUCCAGAAGGCCUACUGCCUGUACAGGGCGCUAGAGCACCUCCAGGCACGGCGUCUCCUGCGCGAAGCCCCGCAGACGGCGAAUCACGCACCCUCGCAGCAUCUUCUUGCGCAGGUGCAUUACCACCUCGAAGAGUACGAGGCCGCCGCCGGCAUCUACGAGGCGUUGCUGGCAAAGGGAGAAUUCCGGGACGAGCAUGAAAAGACGGAGCUGCAGACCAACUACGCCGCCGCGUGCUCCGCCAUUGACGCGCAAAAGACCCAGGCGAUUGUGCGCGCGGCGGACGAAAAGACUGCGGACUUGUUGUACAACGCCGCGACGGCGCAGCUGGUGGUGCAGGAGUACGCCGCCGCGCUGCAGACGUUACAACAGGCGGAGUCGCUCUGCGCACGAGCUUUUCCCAAGAGUCGCCUGCGGUCGUUUCAGGAUGCCUGUUCAAGAAGCGACACGGAGCUUCGCUCGUUGUUGGACGUUCAAGGCUCGCCGGAGCGUGCCUUUUUCAACGACGUCGCCAGCAUCUGGGUCCAGACGGCGUACGUGUACUACGCCAUGCAUGCCGAAGAGAAGGCGGCGGCCCUGCUUAAUCUGGUGCUGCGGUACCGCCCCUCGUCCGCCGUGACGCUUGCGGUGGCGUCCAUCAACUGGACAGCCAUUCAACGCCAUCGCGACUUCUUUGACACGCAUCGUAAGCUGAAGGCGGCACAGAAUCCGGCAGUAAAUAGUAGAUUGACCUCCCGGCAGAGACUGUUGGUGCGGUAUAACACGGCGAUGCUUCUCCUGCAUACCGGAAACUUCAAUGCGUUAAGGCGUCAGGUGGAACUCCUCGCCAACGAGUACCCGGAGUCGGACCUCACACAUUCCCUCAAGUUGGUGCUGGCAGUACGCGACAGCAAGAAGAAGCGGCAGUCAGACUACAAGAACUUGACGGAGUACCUGAAGAACUACCAGCAAAGCGUCGGGGCGCAGCAGCGUCAGGAGCAGCAACAGCAACCACAACAGGGAAAUCCCUCUGUGGGGAAAUUGCUCCCACUUAUCGCCGCACAGAUUUUUCUCGAAAAUGGGGAUCUCGAGCACGCUAUUGAGUCUCUUUCGUCUGCACCUGAGGAUAUCCGGAAAAAGCCGUGCACGCUGAUGACUCUGACAACAUGGAAGGUUCAGUUAGGUGAUGUGAAGGGGGCAAAGCAGUUGCUCACCGAGUUUGCCGCGGCCGCAACGAAGGGGGUCGCCGUCGUGAAGCCGAUCCUCUUCUGGGCGGUGCAGUUCCUGACAGCAAAGGGAAUGUACGCGGACGCCGUGGAUGUCAUCCGCGCCACGCAAGCUGCUCUGCCGGUGCUGCAAGACGACAAGGAGGUGAGGGCGCUUUUGGCGUUGUGUCUUUCGCACUUUGACAUGCCGGCGGCCCGGGCAUGCAUGGCGGCUAUCCCUGAGGCUGGUUUUAUAGGCACACACACGGACAAGAAAUUGUCCUCCUCAGACAUCGCCGAGGCGGAGUCGCAGCAGCCAUCGCGGCAGAGCAUUGAGGCACUUGGGUACCAUCGCGCGACGGCUGAUGACGAGGACGACAACGGCGACGGCGUCAGGGCGAGGCGGGCGCGCCGCCGCCCAAUGCGGCGUCCACCGAAGAACUUGGACGCCCGUAUUGACCCCGAGCGUUGGAUUCCCAUGUCGCAUCGCUCGUACAUAAAAGACUUGCCGGAGCGCAGAAAACGGGAGCUAAAACGCCUACGCGCGAGUGAGCAGGAGCGGAAGCGGCAUGAGGCGGAAAAACGGAAGGCAGCAGCGCAGUAA